Messenger RNA from Mollisia scopiformis, 518 nucleotides. RefSeq lists its product as uncharacterized. The transcript has 2 exons. The record is from RefSeq and is a predicted model, not a curated record. NCBI's taxonomy places the organism in Eukaryota, Fungi, Ascomycota, Leotiomycetes, Helotiales, Mollisiaceae. The coding region runs from base 150 to 428 and encodes 92 amino acids.
GCAUCCUGUUACCAGAUUCAAGAUAUUCCUCCCUGCUUGCAAGUCAAAGGCUCGAGAUUCAGUUGGAGAUUUGAGGAUCGAGGUCCCGAAGGAAUGGGGAGAAGGAAAUGAAGGAGAUGGAUCUUUGGAAGUAUUCAAGGGGAGCCUGAAUGCUGGGGACGUGGUCAAGCUUCGUGGGCCGAUUAGGAAGUAACGAUGGUGUUACACAUAAUCUCCUCUCGAUUUGUUUCUAUCGAUCGAAAGGGCUUUUGGUGGUUGAUGUUUUCCUUUGCGCAUUACUCUUCCACUUUAGCGCCUACGCAUACCGCACGAUGUGGAAAACUGCAAGAGCAGGGGUGAAUGGCCAGACUAUGAGACCGACACUAGCGGCUACGAGACUACUUGUUCGACAUCAACCUAAAUCUUGUGCGCCGGCAUCCAAUUUGUGAUUGUCAGUUCUGAAGUACGAGCAUCGCUUUAGGAAUUUGCAACAGCCACUUGGUUCGCUUCGCAGCUUCUCGGUUUCCCGUCGCCCGCUU